UUACUUCUAUUUGUGACGUGGUGUGUGUUUGUUUAUAGUGAAGAAGAAAUACUAGAUUGUAUUAGCUACAAUAUAUAUUUGCAACUAUUUCCACAGUAAAAUGAAUUACAUUUACUUGUGUCUUAUUGCAAUUUUAUCAGUAACUACAGCCAAAAAAUUUAAGGAUGACUCUAAGCCGGAGUGGGCAAAGAAAGAUAUAAGGGACUUUAAUGAUGCCGAUUUGGAAAGGUUAUUGGAUCAAUGGGAGGAAGAUGAGGAGCCUUUAGAACCUGACGAAUUACCAGAACAUUUGCGUCCACAACCUCAAAUUGAUCUUUCAAAAUUGAAUUCAGCUAAUCCCGAAGAAUUGCUUAAAGCAUCUAAAAAAGGGCGUACACUCAUGACAUUUGUAUCGGUUGAUGGAAAUCCAACACGAGAAGAAGCUGAAACAAUAACCAAGCUGUGGCAAACUAGUCUUUGGAAUAACCAUAUACAAGCGGAGCGUUAUAUGGUUGACGAUAAUCGGGCGAUAUUCAUGUUUAAAGAUGGUUCCCAAGCGUGGGAUGCAAAGGAUUUCUUAAUUCAACAAGAAAGAUGCCAAGGAGUGACAAUAGAAAAUAAGGAAUAUCCCGGAAUUUAUAGUAAAAAUAACAAAGAAGAAUUGUAAAAACAAUUGCAUAUUCAUGUUUUUGCAUUUAUGUACAUAUGAACAAAUAAAGUAAAAUUUAAGGAA
Molecule: messenger RNA, 712 nt
Organism: Lucilia cuprina (Australian sheep blowfly)
Lineage: Eukaryota; Metazoa; Arthropoda; Insecta; Diptera; Calliphoridae
Gene: boca
Product: LDLR chaperone boca
Exons: 2
Coding region: 101-646 (181 amino acids)
Biological process (GO): protein folding
Source: RefSeq, a predicted model, not a curated record